AUGGCCAUGGCAUAUCCAUACACCGUCUAUCGCGGUACAUUUAUCCAUCUCCCCCGGCUUAGUUCGAGUUCGGCGAAGCCGGAGCUUGCUCGAAAUCAAGGUGCCCUGUGGGUCUCUUCUGAAGAUGGCCGUAUCAAGGGAUAUAAUUGGCAAGUCCGCGAUGAUGCCAGCUUCCAAUCGUUCCUGUCUCGCCACGGCUGGACUGAUGCCGAUGCUACAACCAAUGCCAAUGCCAAUUCAUCCACCAAAGUCAAGGUUGUAAAGUCCAACGAUGAACGAAACGAGUUCUUUUUUCCCGGCUUCAUCGACACCCACAUUCACGCGCCACAGUUCCCCAACAUUGGGCUGUUCGGCUCCGCAGGCCUCCUGGACUGGCUGAAUGAAUACACCUACCCAGUAGAAGCCAGCUUCGAGUCCAACUCGCAAGACACAGACCCCAGUCACACGCCCCCCGAGGGCCUGCGCGUCUAUGAUCAAGUCGUCGCUCGCACUCUGGCCCACGGCACAACAUGCGCUUCUUACUUCGCCACCAUCCACGUCCCGGCCACCAACGCCCUCGCAGCACUCUGCCACGCCCACGGCCAACGCGCCUUCAUCGGCCGCGUCUGCAUGGACAACCGCGAUCAAUGCCCGUCUUAUUACGUUGACCAGUCCGCCGAUGAGGGUUUCAAUGCAACAAAGUCGACAAUAGACUACAUCCAGACCCUAGACCCGAAAGGAACAUUGAUCAGCCCAAUCAUCACCCCCAGAUUCGCCCCAAGCUGCUCAAACCACUCCCUCGAUGGCCUCGGCAAACUGGCCGCGUCUUAUAGCCCGCCCCUCCACAUCCAAACACAUAUUUCUGAGACAACCGACGAGAUUGAUCUCGUCCAUCAACUGUUCCCGGAGGCAGCCAGCUACGCCGACGUCUACGACAAGGCUCACCUGCUUACCUCCCGCACCAUCCUCGCGCACGGGGUGCACCUUACUCGCGACGAGCGGGCUCUCAUCCGCGAGCGCGGCUCUAAGGUCGCGCACUGCCCAUCGUCAAACUCCGCCCUGGGCUCAGGGCUUGCUCCUGUCCGCAUCAUGCUUGAUGAAGGCCUCACGGUUGGUCUGGGCACGGAUGUGAGCGGCGGGUACAGCCCCAGUAUCCUUGAAGUGGCCCGACAGGCCUGUCUGGUGUCUAGAUUGGUUGGUUAUAGCGCCGAGUUCCAACAGAUGACGGGCAACUCAACAUCAACUGGCCAUGAGAGACUUUCUGUUGAGGAGAGUCUUUACCUGGCCACGCGCGGCGGCGCAGCAGUCGUCGACAUGGCAGAUGACAUUGGCGGUUUCGAUAAGGGGAUGAUUUGGGAUGCGCAGCUGAUUGAGCUGGGUGCUGUGCAGAAUAACACCGUAAGCCCGCUUGAUGUAGCGCAUGUGGAUGGCCUCGCUGGUCGGAGCCUUGCCGAGUCUGGUCCUGUGGGUAAUGUUGGCUUGUUUGGAAAUGAGACUUGGCAGGAGCAGAUUCAGAAGUGGAUGUGGGGUGGCGAUGAUCGGAAUGUGAAGAAUGUGUGGGUUCAGGGCAAGCUGGUGCAUACCAGAAAGUAG
Messenger RNA from Aspergillus puulaauensis, 1572 nucleotides. RefSeq lists its product as uncharacterized. Gene Ontology annotation, cellular component: cytosol. The record is from RefSeq and is a predicted model, not a curated record. The transcript is spliced from 2 exons. Gene Ontology annotation, biological process: guanine metabolic process. Gene Ontology annotation, molecular function: zinc ion binding; guanine deaminase activity. Lineage: Eukaryota; Fungi; Ascomycota; Eurotiomycetes; Eurotiales; Aspergillaceae. Bases 1 to 1572 code for a protein of 523 amino acids.